AAGAAAUACUCAAUUUACUUGAAGCAAAUUGAAGCAGUAGAGAGACAAAAGAGUCGCCGAUUCGCUUGCGGAAAACAAAAGGGCGAAAAGAAUUGAUUAUGCGCAACAUGAAGUAAUCAAAAUACCGCACACUGUUUGGUGACCUUAUUUCAGAUAGGAACUACGCCGACUGUAGAUUUUUAAUGCGGAAAACAUAGGCACACGUCUCGUUCACUGGACAGCGAAAUGAGGCAGUUUGGAACAGUCAGAAAUCUCAGGAAAUGGUAGCUAACAGACCUUUAAAAGCCGUCAUUUGCUGUAAACUUUGCCUUGUUGCAACUCGUCGCAGAGUUUGGCUGUCAUCGCAGCUAGACGAUUUUCGUCUGAACGACUGGCUUCAAAGUUUAAUAGCAUUUGCUUUCGGGAUAUUAACGGUUAUCAGUUAAUUUCCGACAAAUUUCUGAAGUUUCAAGAUGGGCAAUGGUAACACAAAGCCUGGCGUCAUGCGACGAGUAAUGCAAGCUAAUAAGAAAUUCAGAGCAGUACUUCAACUUUGGGAAGACGAUCGUUGGGACAGGGAACCAUGGAAAGCAAUCCUUAGGAACGGGCCCUUCGUUGUCCACCGCAAAAGGAAGAAACUACUUGAAUCGAAAGACGAAGAUUUGAUGGAAUACUUCAACAAUCUUCUCCAUGGACACAUACAUGCGGAUUCACGAUGGAGUCUUCCAACCAGAGAAAUUGCUAUAUUUUUGAGUUCAACUUUCACAGACAUGGCAGUAGAAAGGGAUUUAUUAAUGGAAGACGUGUACCCAUAUUUGCGAGAAUUUUGUCGAAGGUUAGGGUACAAUUUCGGUGUGGCGGACAUGAGAUGGGGAGUGCGUGACGAAAUGACGGACGAACAUCAAGCUGUGGAGAUUUGUAUCACGGAAGUUCAGCGAUGCAGGAAAGAGUCCAUAGGACCUUACAUGGUUUGCAUCAUUGGUGACAAGUAUGGCUACAGACCAAUUCCUGUCAAGAUUGACAAGGAAAUCUUUGAAAUGCUUCUGGGAAGCGUCAAAAGUCACAGUGGCAGUAAAAAUGCCUCCGAAUUGUUAGAAAAAUGGUACAAACUUGAUGAAAACAGUGUACCCGCAGCAUACGUCUUGCUGCCGGUUUCAACAUUCCUUCCUCACGCUUAUAAGACCGUUGUUUACUCAGACGAAACGAAGGCGAAGCAAGAAAGACAACAAUGGUGGCAAACUCUGGUAACUAUGAGAGAGGCUUUGAAAAAGGCGGCAAGCCAGAUCGAUUUUACGGCCUUUCCUGUCUGCAACAUGACCGAGGAGGAUUUUAAGAUAUCAGUGACAGAAGAAGAAAUCACAACUGGAAUUAAAGGAGAGGACAUGGACCCUAGUUACAUGUUUUUGUUUCUUCGGAACCUGAAAGGGUUAGAAGAAGUUGAUCCAAACAACAACGGUUUUGUGAAGCGUUUUAUGGACGUUGACGAACGUGGGCGUAAAUCUCAGAUUGCAAAUGGAGAUGAUGCGAAACUCUUGCUGGACAAGCUCAAAGACCACUGCCAAGGGUUAAUACCAAGCAAUAACAUCUGUAGAUACAGCCUUGAAUUUCACGUCACUGAGAAUGGUAAUAUCGAUAUGAAACAGAACAAAGAGGACAUAAAGACAUUCUGUGACAAGUUUUGCCAAUUAAUGGUGGAUAGCAUUCAAGAAGCUGUGGCCAAACAUCGGGUAAUUAGUGACCCACUAUAUCUUGAAGUUCUUCAUCACGCAACGAUGGCAGAGAAAAGGACGGAGGCAUUCGUUGGCAGGGUCCACCUUCUGCGAAAGAUGGAAGCAUACCUAAAACUGGAGAACGGUGAAAAGCCAUUCAUUGUUCAUGGUAUAUCUGGAUGCGGCAAAACAUCACUUUUGGCAAAGGUGUUCACUACGUCCAUUGAAAACUGGAGUGGAGUGGACACUGGAAGGCCAUUUCAUUUCAUAAGAUUCAUUGGAACUUCGCCUUUCUCGUCCAAUGUGAGGUCUAUGUUGAGGAAUUUAUGUCAGCAGAUUUCUCUCGCUCUGAAUGAUACAUCAGCUGUCAUUACAGAUAACUAUGAGCGUCUGGUAGCAAGAUUUAGGUUGCUUCUCCAAAGAGCCACAGCGGAAAAACCAAUCGGGCACCUUGAGAGUGUUGGUGACCCAAUGGUUAAAUAUUAUCAGCUACAAGGAGUAUCCCAUUUUUUCUCAGUUCUGUUCCUUGACUCUUUGGAUCAGCUAUCCGACCAAGAUGAUGGUCGCUCACUAAGAUGGCUUCCGACAAGUCUUCCCAAAAAUGUUCAUAUUGUCGUGAGCACCUUGCCUAACACAGGAGGGUGCCUUGCUGUUCUGAGAACUAAACUGAAACAAGAGAGCAGUGCUGACUUUUACCUUGAGGUGUCGGCCCUAGAAUCGAGUGAUGCCGAAAGCAUUCUGGACACGAGACUGGAAAACGAGAAAAGGAGACUCACAGGAGAGCAAAGAAUGCAAGUGUUGGAAACCUGCUCUAAGCCAACAGCUCUGUAUAUGAAGUUAGCCUGUGAUACAGCAAUUCGAUGGAAAUCAUUUUCUGAGAACACGCAGAAAGAGCUAAGACCCACAGCUACCGAGCUUAUCAUACAGCUCUUUGAGCGAUUAGUCACCGAACACGGGGAACAAUUUGUUCGUCGAGCCCUGGGUUACAUUACAGCGUCCAAAACAGGUCUAACGAAGUCAGAACUGGAAGAUAUCUUAUCAUGUGAUGAUAUUGUGCUCGCUGACGAAGUCUUUAAAUACCACGUUCCCCCAAUCAGAAGACUGCCCCCGUUACUGUGGACACGACUCAGGAACGACCUAGGUAGUUACUUAGUCAAAGUAGCAGCAGAUGGUCACGUGGUGUACAAGUGGUAUCACAGAUUGUUCCUGGAGGCUGCGAGAAGUUACUUUCUAGGUGAUAAGCCUUUUACAGACUCACUUCACAGAGAUCUGGCAAACUACUUCAAUGGCAGGUGGGCACGCGAGGCAAAGCCGUACACAGAUAAGCAAGGUAACAUAAGAAGUGCUCACAGGAUGGUGGCGGACCAACCGCUGAUACUAAGUACUGACGUCGAGGAAAGAAUGGAUUUGGAAGAUGAAGAGGCUGGACCCAGCUACAAUUUGCGUAAAUUGAGCGAGCUUCCUUACCAUUUAAUACGAUCUGAGAUGUGGAAUGAAUUUGUGGAGGUUCGAAAUAUAUUUCAUGUUACUUCUAUUUAG
Molecule: messenger RNA, 3227 nt
Organism: Orbicella faveolata
Lineage: Eukaryota; Metazoa; Cnidaria; Anthozoa; Scleractinia; Merulinidae
Product: telomerase protein component 1-like
Molecular function (GO): ATP hydrolysis activity; protein binding
Source: RefSeq, a predicted model, not a curated record